This is a messenger RNA of Salvia miltiorrhiza (redroot sage), 1024 nucleotides long. RefSeq names its product GATA transcription factor 15-like. Gene Ontology annotation, biological process: regulation of DNA-templated transcription. Gene Ontology annotation, molecular function: zinc ion binding; sequence-specific DNA binding. Lineage: Eukaryota; Viridiplantae; Streptophyta; Magnoliopsida; Lamiales; Lamiaceae. The record is from RefSeq and is a predicted model, not a curated record. The transcript has 3 exons. The coding region runs from base 338 to 757 and encodes 139 amino acids.
UAGAGGAAGGGUAAAACCGUCAGUUGAGAGGGAAGCGUAGAGUCAGCUAGGGUUUCGUGUAUGUCUGACUAGUGUCCGCCAGAUACCAUCUCUCUUUUUCAAUAUUUUCUUUUCCGCAUUCCAUUAACUCUCUCUCCCUCUCUCUAAAAAAGAGUGUAAACACACUAGCAGUGAAAAUUACGCCCAUAAAACCCUCAUCACUAAAAGAAAUAUUCAUUUUACUACAGAUUUGUUAUACUGAUCAUGUUAUUGUUACCGCCCAAAUAAAAUCAUUCAUCGCGGACCAUCUGCUCUACUCGGAGAUCAUUUUUUCAAUUCUUGAGCAGCGUUCGAUCGCAUGGAUCUGAAGCAGGACACGCAACAAAUUUCCGAGGAGAAGAAAAACAGCAGCAGCAGCAGUUCUUCCCCUAAAAGCUGCACUGAUUGUCGCACCACCAGAACUCCUCUCUGGCGCGGCGGUCCUCACGGACCUAAGUCAUUGUGCAAUGCGUGCGGUAUCAAGUACAAUAAGAAGAGGAGAGAGAGUCUGGGUUUGGAAACCGGAAAGAACUGCCGGAAAAAGAAGAGGAGGGGCAGCGCCUCUGGCGGCGGCGAAGAUCGGAGCAGUGAAAUCAGAGAGAUUUUGAAGAUGCGAUUCAUGUCGUUUGGGAGUGAAGUGCUGCUGCAGAGAUCAAGGAAGCUGAUGAGCAAACUGAGGGAGGAAGAGCAGGCAGCGAUUCUGCUCAUGGCUCUCUCUUGUGGAUCCGUUUCUGCAUAGUUGAGCUGUACGUCGCGCUUAGCUGGUAGUACUCGGGAGAAACAAAAAUAAAAUAAAAAUUCUAACUAUAAUGUAAUGCUAGUGGAGUAGUAGUGUGAGUAAUUAGGGUUUUUCAUUUAUUUGAUUUAAUUUAAUGCUUGUGUUUGGAUGAAUGGAUUUGAACCUAUUUUUAUUUUCAUUUUUUAGUGAGAAGAGGAGUGAUGUAAUCCACUAACAAUGAUUGUUUGACUAUGUUUUUUGGAGUAUGAUUUAAUUUCUUUAUUUUAA